AUGGUACCCUCCGCAAAACCGUCACUCUCACAAGUGACUUUUCGGAUCCCCUCGUUAAUUUGGGCCUUUACUGAAAGUGAUUUCGCUACUUUUGUUGUCCCAAACACGGCCUUUGGGAUCCUGGGGGCCGUUGCAGCAACCUCCCUCUCAGCAGGGGUUCGGCCCUCGGGAUUGGAAAUACUCCAGCGGCUACCAAUAGUUCUCGUCUUCAACUGGGCCAAUUUGCUCUCGUUUGAUCUUGCGAAUCAGCGGGCUCCCGAAUCCGUUGCUGAAGACCGCAUCAACAAGCCGUGGCGACCGAUCCCCGCGGGCAGAAUCACCAGCGAUCAGACGCGCCACCUCAUGCUCAUCUCGGUACCGCUUACACUCUGCCUCAACUACUACCUCGGCGUGUGGGAACAAGGGUUAGUUAUCCACAUCAUCACCUGGCUUUACAACGACUUGAGAGGGAUGGACGAGGCCUUCGUCCGCGAGAUACUGAUAUCCGUCGGCUAUGCCAUGUACAACAGCGGCUCGCUACAGAUUGCACUUGGCAACCAGGCUAACAUCAAUCGGAACGGCAUGAUUUGGACGUGCGUUAUUAGCAGUGUCAUAUUGACCACCAUGCAGAUCCAGGACUUAAAGGAUCAGGCGGGGGAUCGCCUUCGGGGCCGCAAGACGGUGGCCUUAUUUCUGGGAGACGAGAUAUCCAGAGGGUCAAUUGGUUUCUUUGUGUGGUUCUGGACUUGUGUCUGUGCCGUAUUUUGGGACCUUUCGGCCAUGUCCUGCGCCGUACCAGGAAUCCCCGCGGCGGUGGUGACAUGGAGGGUGCUCACGAGGAAGAGUUGGGAAGACGACCGCCAAAGCUGGCAACUGUGGUGCCUUUGGUUGCUUGGUCUAUAUUCCUUGCCCUUGCUUGGACCGUAUAAUGGCUGAGUCGAUGUCUCAGCGUAUGGCAUGGGACAGAAGACGUCGAUCAGGCGCGCCGCAAGGCUGCAGAUGUUCAACAAACCAGCUUGAUCGCCUGGCAGCCGGAUGUGUACGUUAGUGCUGACGUGCGUAAUCCAUCCCACUAUUCACAUUCAACAGUCGCGCUACGUGGAUGGAUGGAGGAGCGGAAGGUAAC
Molecule: messenger RNA, 1105 nt
Organism: Durotheca rogersii
Lineage: Eukaryota; Fungi; Ascomycota; Sordariomycetes; Xylariales; Xylariaceae
Product: UbiA prenyltransferase family
Exons: 1
Coding region: 1-915 (304 amino acids)
Cellular component (GO): membrane
Molecular function (GO): transferase activity, transferring alkyl or aryl (other than methyl) groups
Source: RefSeq, a predicted model, not a curated record